Molecule: messenger RNA, 2846 nt
Organism: Danaus plexippus (monarch butterfly)
Lineage: Eukaryota; Metazoa; Arthropoda; Insecta; Lepidoptera; Nymphalidae
Exons: 4
Coding region: 265-2616 (783 amino acids)
Molecular function (GO): protein binding
Source: RefSeq, a predicted model, not a curated record
UGAAGUUGUGUAAAGAGUUUUCUAAAUGAAAUCAAAAGGUUCAAACCAAGUCUCGUAAAAUACAUAUCUUGCUGCGAAAUCGGGCACGCUGAACUUUUACCGAUCGAUAGAUGUUUAUAGAUGUAAUAAGUUCAAGCAGUAAAAUUGCCAUAGCUACCUGAUCCCAAACAUUCCACCUGUUUCUCCGCAAUACGGCAUUAACUAGCAAUCUGUUACGACCUAAACAACAAGUGUUUCUUUGAAAAGCGUUUAUAUUCUAAUAAAAUGAGCAGGAACUCGCGUUACUAUACAGCACCAGUGCCGAAAAUGCCACCAGGUCUAAUCGAGCUUAUGGAUGGUCUAGCUAGGGAUGUGCUAAAAAACAAUCCGACCGAUAUAUACGAGUUUUGUUCCGAUCAUAUGAAGAAAUUACUCCAGACCAGAGACAGUUUGAAAGUAAAGCACCCAAAAACAUUGGAGCAAAAAAUUGCAACAGCCAAAAAGAUUAUCAACGAAAGAGCCGUAUUACGACGAGAGGCGUAUGACAAAAAUACACAAAUUACAAAAGCUCAGACUGUAGAAAAUAUUAAUAUUAAAAAAGACUGUGUUAAAGAUACUAAUACCGAGAAUGAUAUGAAAAGUAACGUAACAGAUAUACCAGAUCAAUAUAUAAAAAACAAUGUUAUAAAAAUAGAUGACGUUAGUUUAUCUGGUAAUAGAGAGCAUGAAAUUACUGUAAGUAAUGUUGAAUCCAAUAAGCAUAUACCAUUAUCAGAGGAACAUAAAGAUAACUCUGCUGUGGACAUUGCUAACGAUGACGAGAUUAAUGUUUUGAAUAAAGAAGAAAUUUUUGAGACAGUUAAUAUAACUGGACCUGUUUCUGUCGCCGACCAGAAUGUUUCGGAACACAUUGGAUUAAACGUUGAUAGUGCAGAAAAUUUCGAUGUAUCUGUUAAAGCAAUAGAAAACAAUGUCGAUAUUGAAAAAUCAAUUAAUUUAGACGAAGUAAAUGCAUCUACAACAUUUGUAGUUCAAAGUUCAAAUGAUGAAACGGGUAAAAAUAAUACCGAAAUUGUCGAACAAAUAGUCUCAACCGAAGAAAAGAACGACGAUGACAAAAAUAAUGAAUGUAACAAAACGAAUACUGCAGACGAAACUGAGGUUAAAGAAGAUAUUAAUACUCAUGACACUGGUAAAGAUAUAUGUAAAAUAGAUCAAAGCAAUGAAAUCGUAGACGACAAACAAGAUCCAAUAUCUAUAAAUUGCGAAAGUGAGCCUAUUAAUUCUGAAAACCAAGGACUAGGCUAUGAAAUAAAAAAUAAUGAUAUAACAUCGUCUGAUGUUAACAACGACAGUAAAAAUACAACGGAAUCAGUAGAAACUGAAUUAAAUCAUAAGCCAUCAUCAUCAAAAAGUAACGAAAAUAUCGAAGAAAAUAAUAUUAGUGACAAGUCUUUGGAUAGCGCAAAUGAAAUGAAUGUAGAAGCUACAACAGUAAUUGGUGAUAAUACUGAUGAAGAUAAAGAGUUGAAAGAAACGUUUGAUAGAGAAACCAUAUCGGAUCAUAAACAACACUCUUUAAUCAAUGAUGACAAGGAUAAAAAUGACCAAAAACUUGGUAACGCAGUCAAUGACACUACAAUGGAUCUUGAGACAGCGGCGAUAACAAUACAGAAAGUGUUUCGUUCUUUUCUUUUCAGGAAUAAAACAUUAAGUAGCGACGACGCCACUAAUGUGGACAUUAGUUUGUUGAUUGAGGAUAAAGAUCAGAAGAAUGAUGGCGAGAUUUUGUCUGGUAAUUCGAAUAAAGAUCGAAGAACUCUAGGUUUAAGUAGAAUUGACAGUGUUUUACAAACUGUAAACGAAGAGCAGUCUCUCUCUUUGUCGACUGAUGAUUCUUCCACACUAUCAAGCGCCGCCACAAUCAUACAAGCUCAUGUUAGAGGUUUCUUGGUACGAAACAAAUUGAUUGGUAACAAAGCCAACUCAAGUACUUCAGGUUUUGAUUCGGAUGGCCAUUCUACUGCGUCGUUGGAAAUUGAUAAUGAUGGACGAAAAAAUAAAACUGUCCUUAAUAUACAUAUAGUUCCCGAAGGUGGUCAUUUUAUGAGCCGGGAUGAGAGUAUGCUAACUUCUAUCGAUCUGUCGGUGGAUGGCAGCCCGCGGGAUUCCAUUAAUCUGCAUCCUAUGGGCCAUGACACCAAUGAGAGACGUAAACUACUGAAAAGAGAGGAUGCCAUCCAGUCAAUCUCACCGCCGAGUAACAACAGCGGGAAACAGAGCGAAGAAGUUGAUUCAGUGAAAGAAAUAUUCGAACAGAAUACGCAACAGAUAAACCGAAACGACUGUAAUGGCAUUAUAGAUCCGAAUAAAUCAAAUGCAAGUGAAACAAACGAAAAGUUACCUGAAGAAAAAAACGAUGAAAUUGAAAACGUAGAUGCGCAUGCUCCAUCAAAAUUAGGAACAUCAGGGUUUAGUCUUCCAUCGCUGACAUCAGACGAGAUGGAUGUGGUAACACCGUUCACGGCUACCGAUUCCGACGGCGAAUCCAAAAUACUGCAUUCAGGCGAGUUUCAUGACGUGUUACUACCAACUACGGUGUCACGUUCAGACACCUCAGUCGUCCGUGGUGAGUGAAGACAUCUUGUCAGAAUUUCACAAUGUCUUAGUAUAUUUCUUAUUAUGGAACAACGCGUAACUAGGAACAAACUUUAAAAGUAUUUAUGCAUGUAAAAUUUAUAGCUACCACUUCGGUCGUAGAGGACGAUAUUUAAAAAAAUAAUGUUUUAUUACACUAUAAGAUUAAUUUUAUAAUCUCGUCACUUCAAAUUUUUUGAAAUAUUGUAAAAUAAAAUAGAAAAUGAAAA